UUGCUUACUUUAACCUACUGUUCCUAAGUAGAAAUGUGGAACGGUCCCGGUGAAGUCGAUGACAAUAUCCUUUUAUGUGAUGGUCUGUUCGAUUGCUUAAUUUACUUUUCUUCAGUUGAUUGUGAGGCUGGCCGUGUGGAGGGUGGGGGUCGUAUGAUCUUUUGUAAAAAAAAAAAGAAAAAAAAAAAAGGAAAAAGAAAGAUUUAGAUUGAUGAGGCAAUACAUGUUUCUGGUUUAAUUGUUUUCAUCAUCUGAACAGCACAAAUUCUGUAAAUGUCAGAGUUCAUUUAUGAGCAAGAGACCUACACUCUUUUUUUGUGCCCAGACUCUGUAUUAAAAGCAUUCAAAGUUUCUCUGCUGUCUUCUCUCCUCAAGCCAACCUCCAUUCAUGGCCACUGCUUUGCUGCUGCUGCUGCUGCUCAUGCUUGCUGUGCCCAUGCUUGAUGUUUCAGAUGCUGGAUGGUGUGUUUGUCGGUCUGAUGUGAGCUCAACUGCACUGCAAAAGACACUGGACUAUGCUUGUGGAGCUGGGGCUGACUGCAACCCUGUUCUGAAAGUUGGGGCAUGCUACAACCCUAACACAGUGCUUGCCCACUGCUCGUAUGCUGCCAACAGCUACUACCAAAGAAAUGGACAGGCACAAACAGCUUGUGACUUCUCAGGAACAGCCAUGCUGACCUCCUCAGAUCCAGGUUCCAAUGGCUGUGUCUAUCCUGCAACUCCUAGUGCUGCAGGAACCUCAAGCACACCGAGAAGCAACUCUCCAUCGAAUUCGGUGACCCCUAGCACCUUCAGCCCGACAACAACCAACACAACAAAUGGAGUUCUUGGGGGAAUAGGCCCUACAGAAACAAACAGCGGAAUCGAUACUAGCCAUGGGAGUUCUCUUCAAAAGGGAGGGAGAUGGUCUCUCUUAACUCUUAUUCCGAUCAUGGUUUCCCUGACGAUAUGAUCGUGAAGCUACUACACUAAUUGUACCAUGUAAUGCCACCUUUGGUUGGUGAUCCUAAAUGGAAUAUCACUCGCUAGCAAAGUGCCUGUGAGAAUUCCUUGCGGUUGGUAGGAAGGCUGUCUCUUUUGUCCAUGGACCCUUUGUGUUUACUUCGCUUAGUUUCUGUAUGUCCAUCCAUUUCUAGAGUUUAAGGCUGUCUUUUGUUUGUUUUC
This is a messenger RNA of Zingiber officinale, 1164 nucleotides long. Its product is annotated as PLASMODESMATA CALLOSE-BINDING PROTEIN 2-like. The record is from RefSeq and is a predicted model, not a curated record. Bases 389 to 952 code for a protein of 187 amino acids. The transcript has 4 exons. Lineage: Eukaryota; Viridiplantae; Streptophyta; Magnoliopsida; Zingiberales; Zingiberaceae.